Messenger RNA from Oikopleura dioica, 1347 nucleotides. NCBI's taxonomy places the organism in Eukaryota, Metazoa, Chordata, Appendicularia, Copelata, Oikopleuridae. The record is from the annotation of a GenBank genome assembly.
AUGAAGUUGCUCAACUUUUUUCGAAAUUCAGCGCUCUUCAAAGCAAACCUGUUCUCCGAAAAACUCGGGCUCGAGAAAACCGUCAAAGACCGAAUCGAAGAAAAAAUGUGGAAAAACGAGACGGAAUUCAUCGACCAUCUCACGACAAACUCCGCAAACUUGAAGCUCAGCUCGCUUUGGAAAAAAUUUCACACAGGUUAUGUCGUCGCAAAAACUCCAGGCUCCUUCUUGUCCGACAAGGGAGACUGCCAAAAGAUGGACUUUCGCUGGCUGAACAAACACGUCGCUGAAAUCGCCCAUUCUGAAGUUCGAGAAGAAGGAGUUUUCAAGAAUUCAAGAAAGAGGAACAAAAAUGCGAACCGAUUCUACGGCCGAACUCUUCGCGAUUGGGACAACGAAGUCAACCUCCUCGACUUCUUCUAUGAUGCGAAAGGAUUUGACAAGAUCAACGCGAGAUUGAGCGAGAAGCUUUACGGUCACUCGGGAAUGUAUGCAAUUGCCUGGACAGGAACAACAGAUCUGGCUGGAGAUGACAACAUGGCGGUCAUCAUCGGAAACCACGAGGGUGAAUUCUCAGCCGUGAUCAUUUGCGAAGAUCCUCUUUGCGAUUUCGAAGAGAACUUCGACGACAUCAACACUGACAUCGACAUUGAUUUCACGGACGUCGAGCUGAUCUAUCCAGACAAUCGAGCGACCUUCUGCGUGCAUGACAAUGAAGAUAAGCUCUGCGAUCCCUGCUGGAAGAAAGACAACUGCUACACGCUCAUUGAUUGCAACGAGGAAGUUCCCGUGCAAAACCAAAACUACGCGACGAUUCCGUCGAUGAAGAACAAUUUCCGCCUUUCAAUGGACAUCAAAACUUCCGAUUGGACAACAAGCGCAACCAACGCUGCGAUUUUCACUGUAACUGAUCUGCCAGCUGAUGAUGAUAUUGCUUCCACAACGAAUACUGCCGAUGGAAGCGCGCUGACAAAAGAUGUGCUUCCAAUUCGCAGCACAGGCGGAAGCACAAUAACAGGACGUCGCUACACCGACACUUCCUACAACACUGUCGGGGGGUCUCUAAGUCCAGACACAGAUCUCGACUACAUCACAACCACCAUCGCCGUUUCUAGAGUCGCCGGCUUCUACAUCAACGCAAUCUUCAUCGAAGCAGACAAUCCUCACAGUGUUCUUAUCGACCAUGAUACCAGCUUCGCGAAUGAGAUUGAGUACGGAGAAAUGACCGUUCGCGGGGGCGACUCGACAUCGGUAAAUAAUGUUUAUGAUGGAAAUGUGAAAAAUGCCUACGUCCAGCUUGGAUCCUUCCAAGACAUUCUUAACGAACGGUUUGUCCCUGACAAUUAA